Molecule: messenger RNA, 693 nt
Organism: Kluyveromyces lactis
Lineage: Eukaryota; Fungi; Ascomycota; Saccharomycetes; Saccharomycetales; Saccharomycetaceae
Exons: 1
Coding region: 1-693 (230 amino acids)
Source: RefSeq, a predicted model, not a curated record
AUGUAUAUAUAUAUAUACAGAUAUAGAUACAUAGCUCGUACUUACCCAUGUCCUCUCCCAUGCUGCACCUGCCCAACGGCAGAUCAGCAACAUCAAACACCAACCAUGGAACCGCUGCCACCCUACACCCCUUCGUUGCAGAUCUCCUUCCUACUGCAAACACAAUUCGAACACUCCCACCGCUGGACUCCACACUGUGUCGAAAUCAACUCUACCCAACUGUUAAUUCGACCUUUGAUCCAUUCUCAUGAUGAAAAACUCAUUAACAAAUGGUACUCUAAACUGGACGAAUUGGAAUACAAACAGUACAAAGCUACUUCAAACCAUCAACUCUGUCACGAUCAAUUGGUUCAAUCUACCCAAGUUCCGAACCAAAGAGACCAUAUAGUACUAUGUACGGCAAAAGGGUUAUAUUUAGAAAAGGACAAAUCGUUAAACUUGAUACAAUGGAACCGGGAUCCCAUCAAGAAGUAUUCGUUACAAGAUUGUCGCAUCGGUCUUAACACAGACAUGUCGAGAUGUCUUAGAAUAAGAUGCGAGAGGGAGCAGUUCCUACUGAGAGUGCCAGAUGAUGCAUCAGUGACAUCUUUGUUCGCAAAGAUCGCAUGUGCUGCGGAACUUGCUGUCCCAAUGGACAGCAAGUCCCAUGACCCGUUGCCGUUGAAACUGAUGCCCUGGGAAGAUGUAAUGUGA